AGUUUUCGGAGGGUUUUCAAGACAGAGAUCCUUGUGUCCACAGCCUUAAGCCGCGCAGCCCAGGCUGCAGUGACACUGCUUUCUGACCCAGGCAUUGCAGCCAGAAGCAGCAGUAUGGGAUUUGGGGGCACCUACCUGCUUUUCUGCCUCUUCUCCAUCUUGUCCCAGGUCACUACAGAGUCACCCACCCCCAAGACCAAGAAGGCUACAAAUGUCAAGAAAGAUGCGGUGAGCCCAAAGAUGUUUGAGGAACUCAAGAGCAAGCUGGACAGCCUGGCCCAGGAGGUGGCCCUGCUGAAGGAGCAGCAGGCCUUACAGACCGUGUGCCUGAAGGGCACCAAGGUCAACUUGAAGUGCUUCCUGGCCUUCACCCAGCCGAAGACCUUCCACGAGGCCAGCGAGGACUGCAUCUCGCGUGGCGGCACGCUGGGCACGCCGCAGUCAGGACUAGAGAACGAGGCACUGUUCGAGUAUGCGCGCCAGAGCGCAGGUAGCGAGGUGGAGAUCUGGAUGGGCCUCAACGACAUGGCAGCGGAAGGCGCCUGGGUGGAUAUGACCGGCGGCCGCCCGGCCUACAAGAAUUGGGAGACGGAGAUCACCGCGCAGCCUGAUGGCGGCAAAGCCGAGAACUGCGCUGCCCUGGCCGUAGCGGCCAACGGCAAGUGGUUCGACAAGCGAUGCCGCGACCAGCUGCCCUACAUCUGCCAGUUUGCCAUCGUGUAGGCUGGCCCUGAGCGAAGGGGCGAGGCCUGGGCCAGGGAGGGGCGAGGACCAUAAAGAGGCGGGGCUGUUGGUGGGUGGGGCUUAUGGGUUGCUAAGGGGCGGGUCAUCGGUGGGUGGAGUCGAACUUCACUGAGCCGGGAGUGUGUGGUGGUUCCAGGGGAGAAAAAUGCUGAUGUGGGGGCCCUGAGAGGGGCGUGGAGACCUUUCUGCCUCGGGUUCCUCCUUGCCUGGCUUUUGCAAAUAAAGUUGGUUCAUAAUCCCUGAA
Peromyscus maniculatus bairdii (prairie deer mouse) is the source of this 988-nucleotide messenger RNA. RefSeq names its product C-type lectin domain family 3 member B (gene Clec3b). The record is from RefSeq and is a predicted model, not a curated record. Gene Ontology annotation, biological process: bone mineralization; ossification. Lineage: Eukaryota; Metazoa; Chordata; Mammalia; Rodentia; Cricetidae.